Messenger RNA from Penaeus indicus, 5445 nucleotides. RefSeq names its product myosin heavy chain, muscle-like. The annotation marks the transcript as partial. Gene Ontology annotation, cellular component: myosin II complex; cytoplasm; myosin filament. The transcript is spliced from 22 exons. Gene Ontology annotation, biological process: sarcomere organization; muscle contraction. The record is from RefSeq and is a predicted model, not a curated record. Gene Ontology annotation, molecular function: microfilament motor activity; ATP binding; actin filament binding. NCBI's taxonomy places the organism in Eukaryota, Metazoa, Arthropoda, Malacostraca, Decapoda, Penaeidae.
CGAAGGGGAAGUGGUGUGUCUGGGGUGGCGCUUGAAGUGAGGCUGUAAGUGAAACAAACCACAUAAUAAAGAAUCGGGACUAGCUUCUGAGCUACCACCACGAUGCCUGGCCAUAUCGUGAAAAGCACCGGGCCCGACCCCGACCCCACCGAGUUCCUGUUCGUUUCAGCCGAACAGCGAAUGCUCGACCAGACCAAGCCUUAUGAUCCCAAGAAGUCUUGCUGGGUCCCUGACGACAGGGAGGGAUUUGUUGAGGGCUUGAUCCAGGGCGCCAAAGGAGACACGAUGGUCAGCGUCCGACUAAAGAGCGGAGAGGUCAAGGAUUACAAGAAAGAUGUUGUGGGACAAGUCAAUCCACCCAAGUACGAGAAAUGCGAGGACAUGUCCAAUCUGACCUACCUUAACGAUGCCUCUGUCCUGUACAACUUGAAGACCCGUUACCAAGCCAGACUCAUCUACACCUACUCUGGCCUCUUCUGCAUCGCCGUCAACCCCUACAAGCGCUUCCCCAUCUACACCAACCGCACCGUCAAGAUCUACCAGGGCAAGAGGCGUAAUGAGGUGCCUCCCCAUCUGUUCGCCAUUUCCGACGGCGCCUACAUGGACAUGUUGCAAUCUGCCGUGAAUCAGUCUAUGCUCAUCACUGGAGAGUCUGGCGCCGGCAAGACUGAGAACACGAAGAAGGUGCUGUCCUACUUCGCCAACGUCGGCGCCACCGCCAAGAAGAAGGAAGAUGAGAAAAAGCCGAACUUAGAGGACCAGAUCGUGCAGACCAACCCUCCUCUUGAAGCUUAUGGCAACGCCAAGACCACCCGUAACGACAACUCUUCUCGCUUCGGAAAGUUCAUCCGCAUCCAUUUCGCCCCCAACGGCAAGCUAUCCGGGGGUGACAUCGAGGUGUACCUGCUGGAGAAGGCUCGUGUUAUCUCCCAGCAGGCUGCUGAGCGUGGCUACCACAUCUUCUACCAGAUGAUGUCCGAUCAAGUUCCUUACCUUAAAAAAAUAUGUCGUCUCAGUGACGAUAUCUACGACUACAACUACGUAUCACAAGGCAAGGUCACUGUGCCUUCUAUCGACGACAAAGAAGAUAUGGAAUUCACUCAUACCGCUUUCACCAUUCUGAACUUUGCUGACCAAGAACGCGAUGACGCCUACAGGCUCACUGCUUCCGUCAUGCACAUGGGCAACCUCAAGUUCAAGCAGAGGGGCCGAGAGGAGCAGGCCGAACCCGACGGUACCGAGGCUGGUGAUAUUCUUGGCGAGAUUCUGGGCGUCGACAGUGCUGAGCUAUACAAGAACCUGUGCAAGCCCAAGAUCAAGGUUGGCGCUGAGUUCGUCACCCAGGGAAGAAAUGUAAACCAAGUUAACUACUCCGUUGGUGCUCUGGCAAAGGCCCUGUUCGACCGUCUCUUCAAGUGGAUCGUAAAGAAGUGUAACGAAACCCUCGAGACCGGCAUGAAGCGUGCCAUGUUCAUUGGUGUGCUCGAUAUUGCCGGCUUCGAGAUCUUCGACUUCAACGGCUUUGAGCAGAUCUGCAUCAACUUCUGUAACGAGAAGUUGCAGCAGUUCUUCAACCACCACAUGUUCGUGCUUGAGCAAGAGGAGUACAAGGCCGAGGGCAUUGACUGGGUCUUUGUCGACUUCGGUAUGGAUCUGCAGGCUUGCAUUGAUCUCUUUGAGAAGAAACUUGGCCUCCUCGCCAUCCUCGAGGAGGAGUCCAUGUUCCCGAAGGCCACCGACAAGACGUUUGAGGAGAAGCUGAAGACCAACCAUCUGGGCAAGUCUCCCUGCCUCAUUAAGCCGAAGCCUCCCAAGCCAGGCCAGGCUGAGGGCCACUUCGCCAUCGUCCACUACGCCGGCACUGUGACUUACAACAUAACUGGCUGGCUGGAGAAAAACAAGGACCCCCUCAACGACACCGUCGUGGACCAGCUCAAGAAGGCUGACAAUGCCCUGAUUGUAAUUUGCUUUGCCGAUCAUCCUGGGCAGUCUGGAGAUGCUGGUGGUGGAAAGGGUAAGGGAGGUAAAGGAGGUAAAAAAUCUUCAGCAGGUUUUAAAACCGUGUCUUCUGGAUACAGGGAUCAGCUGAACAGCCUCAUGACGACCCUGCACUCCACUCAUCCCCACUUCAUCCGUUGCAUUGUGCCCAACGAGACAAAGACGCCAGGCGCAGUGGAAGCUGGUCUCAUCAUGCACCAGCUGACCUGCAACGGCGUGCUCGAGGGCAUCCGUAUCUGCCGCAAGGGCUUCCCCAACAGGAUGCCUUACCCGGAUUUCAAGCAUCGGUACAAGAUCUUGGCCGCUGAGAUCAUGUCCAAUGAGAAGGACGACAAGAGAGCGGCGGAGAAGACCUUUGAGAAGGCGGGACUCGACCCCGAGCUCUUCCGCUGUGGCAAAACCAAAGUUUUCUUCCGUGCUGGUGUCCUUGGAAAAAUGGAGGAAAUCCGCGAUGACCGCCUGGGAAAAAUUAUCACUUGGAUGCAAUCUUGGAUCCGCGGCCUUAUCGGUCGCAAGGAAUACAUGAGAUUACAGGAGCAGCGUGUCUCCCUAGUGGUUGUCCAACGCAAUCUUAAGAAGUACAUUGCCUUGAGCACUUGGUCUUGGUUUGUUUUCUGGCAGAAGGUGAAGCCUCUUAUUAACCAGCCAAGGUUGGAGGACGAAAUCAAUAAACUGAAGGACAGGGCUGAGAAGGCAUGUCAAGACUUGGAACGCGAGUCUGUACGGCGGAAAGAACUUGAAGAAUCCAACACUAAUCUUGCUGAAGAGUUAAACAACCUGAAAGUCACCCUUGAAUCUACAAAGGGUAAUGUCUCCCAGUUCAUUGAGGAGAUGACCAAGCUGUCUGCUCAGAAGAAUGAGAUUGAAUGUCAGUUAAACGAUGCAGCAACAAGGCUUCAAAGCGAAGAAGAGGCUCGUGCUCAAAUGUUCCAGUCAAAAAGGUUAGCUGAACAGGAUGUCGGGAACUUGAAAAAAGAUAUUGAAGAUUUUGAACUGAAUGUCCAGAAGACUGAGCAGGAGAAGGCUACAAAAGACCACCAGAUUCGGUCCCUCAACGACGAGAUCGCUCACCAAGACGAAAUCAUCAACAAGAUUAACAAGGAGAAGAAGCUCCUGCAGGAGAUGAAUCAGAAGACCGCUGAGGAUCUUCAGUCCGUUGAAGACAAGGCUAAUCAUCUUAAUAAGGUUAAGUCGAAGCUUGAGCAGACACUUGACGAGCUUGAAAGUUCGGUUGAUCGCGAGAAGAAGCUUCGUGCAGAAGUUGAAAGAUCGAAGAGGAAGGUUGAAGGUGACUUGAAGUUGACCCAGGAGAGCGUCUCUGACAUGGAAAAUAAAUACAAAGAUGUAGAGCAAAACAUUCAGCGCAAAGACAAGGAAAUCGGUUCCCUUGCAUGUAAACUUGAAGAAGAACAAAUUUUUGUUUCGAGAGUGCAGAAAUCUAUCAAGGAACUGCAGUCUCGCAUCGAGGAACUAGAGACUGAAGUCGAACACGAGCGACAAGCCAGAGCCAAGGCAGAGAAGAGUAAGGGAACGCUUGCUCGCGAACUAAGCGACCUGAAUGAGCGUUUGGACGAGGCAGGCGGUGCUACCAACGCCCAGGCUGAGCUCAACAAGAAGCGCGAGGCAGAGCUGGCUAAGCUGCGACGGGAUCUCGAGGAAUCCAACAUCCAACACGAGUCGGCGCUUGCUGGCCUUCGCAAGAAGCACAAUGACGCCGUGGCUGAAAUGACCGAACAAAUUGAUCAUCUCACGAAGAUGAAGGCCAGGACAGAGAAGGAAAAGGAUCAAAUCAGGCGGGAAACUGAUGAUGCAAAGUCCGCCAUGGACAGUCUUACACGAGAUAAGGCAGUGGCUGAUAAAGCAAACAAGCAGAUUCAACUCCAGAUCAGUGAAGUAAACUCCAAGCUGGACGAAGCAAACCGCAAUCUUAACGAUUUCGAUGCUCACAAGAAGAAGCUUGCUAUUGAGAACGCCGACUUGUUGCGUCAACUGGAGGAGAUAGAAGGCCAGAUCUCUCAGCUGAACAAUCUCAAGGUUUCUCUCACGACGCAGUUGGACGAUACCAAGAAGAUCGUCGAGGAUGAGGCAAGGGAGAGAAACACACUUCUGGGUAAAUUCCGUAAUCUGGAACAUGACCUUGACGGCCUUCGUGAACAGUUUGAUGAGGAAACUGAAGCUAAGGCUGAUGCCAAUCGCCUGCUGUCUAAGGCUAAUGCUGAAGCUCAUAUGUGGCGCUCCAAGUAUGAGUCUGAAGGCAUAGCUCGUGCCGAGGAGAUUGAGGCCGCCCGCCUGAAGCUUGCCGCUCGCCUCGAGGAAGCUGAAUUGCAGAUUGAACAGUUAAAUGUUAAAAACAUGCAGAUGGAAAAAGCUAAGGGGCGCAUUAUAUCUGAAAUAGAAGAGAUGCAGAUCCAGGUUGAUCGUGCUCAGGGUCUGGCCAUUGCUGCCGAAAAGAAGCAGAAGAACUUUGACAGGACUGUUAACGAUUGGAAGAUAAAAGUAGACGAUCUUGCCGUGGAACUGGAUGCCUCUCAGAAAGAAUGUCGUCAGUACUCAACUGAACAUUUUCGAAUCAAGGCCAUGUAUGAAGAAAAUCUGGGACACCUGGAUGCUGUUCGUCGUGAGAACAAGAGUCUGGCUGAUGAGAUCAAAGACAUGAUGGAGCAGAUUAGUGAAGGUGGCCGAUCCAUUCAUGAGAUUGAGAAGAAUGUAAAACGGUUUGAAAUUGAAAAAGAGGAGCUUCAAGCUGCUCUCGAGGAGGCUGAGGUGGCUCUUGAACAAGAGGAAAACAAAGUUCUCCGCGGCCAGCUGGAACUUAGCCAAGUUAGGCAGGAAAUUGAAAAGCGAAUUCAUGAAAAGGAAGAGGAAUUUGCUACAACUCGAAAAAGCCACCAACGUGCAAUAGAUUCCAUGCAAGCUUCGCUUGAGGCCGAGGCCAAGAGUAAAGCUGAAGUUCUUCGCAUGAAGAAGAAAUUGGAGUCUGAUAUUAGUGAACUAGAGGUUGCGCUGGACCAGUCUAACAAGGCUAAUGCUGACAUUCAAAAGGCAGUCAAAAAAGCUCAACUGGAGCUGAAGGAUAUGCAAGUUCGCAUUGAGGACGAGCAACGAGUUGCCUCAGAAUACCGGGAACAAGCCAGUGCCUCUGAACGCAAGGCUAAUGCCGUGAACGGCGAACUCGAAGAAUCACGUACCCUUCUGGAGCAGUCUGAUCGUGGUCGUCGACAGGCUGAAUCUGAUCUUGCUGAUGUCAAUGAAACCUUGAGCCAUCUGUCUGCUCAGCAUGGAUCUCUCUCUAUGGCUAAGAGGAAGCUAGAAAGCGAGAUGCAGACCCUUCAUGUUGACCUGAACGACAUGCUUAAUGAAUCAAAGAACUCUGAAGACAAGGCGAAGAAAGCUAUGGUAGAUGCUGCUCGUUUAGCUGAUGAACUCCGAGCUGAACAGGAACACGCC